Messenger RNA from Saccharomyces mikatae IFO 1815, 1017 nucleotides. It is a transcript of the gene SAS2, whose product is annotated as histone acetyltransferase. Bases 1 to 1017 code for a protein of 338 amino acids. Gene Ontology annotation, molecular function: histone acetyltransferase activity. Lineage: Eukaryota; Fungi; Ascomycota; Saccharomycetes; Saccharomycetales; Saccharomycetaceae. The transcript has a single exon. The record is from RefSeq and is a predicted model, not a curated record. Gene Ontology annotation, biological process: regulation of DNA-templated transcription.
AUGGCCGGAUCUAUAGGUCAAUCACUCACAGCAACUGCCCAGCAACUUAAAGGGAAGAAAAAUGGUGGAAAAGGAAAGAAUGAAUCCUCAGCAAAGAUAAAAAAGGGUCAAAAGGAGAUGUUAUAUGGAAUACUGAACGAAAGGAACAUAAAGCAGAUCCAAUUCGGUUUGAGCAAAAGAUUUCCCACUUGGUAUGGGAGUGCUGUUUAUUUUGACCCUGAAACCAAAAGGUUAGGAUGCUCCGAGUCCAAGUGCCAGCUUUCUUCUGCUUCCAGCGAGCGAUACUGGCUAGACACUCUUUUUGUCUGUGAAUAUUGCUUCAAGUACACCGAUGACCGGACACGGUUUGAAGCACAUGUUGCAUUCUGUCCAUUCCAAUACCGUUCUCCGGGCAAAAUAAAAUAUAAAAGUCCAGAAUACACAAUAAGAAGAGUGAAAGGAUCCAAGCACCAGCUAUUUUGCCAAUGUCUUUGUCUUUUUACGAAGUUGUAUCUGGACAACAAAUCCAUGUAUUUUAAGGUAGAUCAUUAUGAAUUUUACAUAGUUUACGAAACUGGAUCAGAAAAGCCAAUGGGGUUUUUUUCGAAAGAUCUUGUGUCAUAUCAGCAAAAUAACCUAGCAUGCAUCUUGAUAUUCCCACCAUAUCAAAGGCGUGGGUUGGGCCUUUUACUUAUUGAGUUCUCAUAUAAAUUAUCUCAAUCAGAAGGUGUCAUAUCAGGGCCAGAAGUACCGUUAUCCCCCUUUGGAUUGAUCGGGUACUUGAAAUACUGGUCACAGAUACUCUGUUGGCAUCUCAUUGAAGGUGAUCUCGCACAUUUUGAUAAAGUGACCCUGGAGGACCUCUCUAUAGUGACUGGAAUGAGAGUCAGUGAUAUUAUUUUAACUUUGAAGCACUUGAACUGUAUCGGAGAAAAUAAUCAAAUAUACUUACAAUCCUUGAACACUUGGUUGAAAACGCACGGAGCAAAAGGGAACUGGUUCAAACUAAAAGAUGAAUACUUGCUAAUAGACGACUAG